Molecule: messenger RNA, 2074 nt
Organism: Pseudoliparis swirei
Lineage: Eukaryota; Metazoa; Chordata; Actinopteri; Perciformes; Liparidae
Gene: pi15a
Product: peptidase inhibitor 15a
Exons: 6
Coding region: 142-921 (259 amino acids)
Cellular component (GO): extracellular region
Source: RefSeq, a predicted model, not a curated record
CCAAACUUUCCCUCCCUCUCUCCAGUCCAUCACUGAGGCUUUCGAGGUGACACACAGCCUUGGCGACACAGGCGCGAGACGAGAUCACUCCGAGACGCGGGAUAUUUUGCCUGCAGUUUCCAACACACAACAAAACCGAACAUGAAACCUGAGUUAUUUGCUGUAGACUUAAUACUGCUUUGCUUAUCUUGCGGAGCAAGUGCAUUGGCAACGACUUUCCCUGCGGUCUCCACGUUCUUGCCAGCCGCCAAUUUCACCAAUGCUGGCGCGGCGCGCAGCCAUGGGACCGAUGUCACGACGAUAUCCAAAACCAGGAGGAAGCGUUAUAUUAGUCAGAACGACAUGCUGGCCAUUCUUGACUACCACAACAAAGUAAGAGGGAAGGUGUUUCCCCCAGCAUCCAACAUGGAAUACAUGGUGUGGGACGACACCCUGGCGAAGAGAGCCGAGGACUGGGCUCAUGCCUGCCAGUGGGAGCACGGGCCACCUCACCUCCUCAGGUUCCUGGGUCAAAACCUCUCCGUCAGGACAGGACGCUAUCGAUCCAUUCUCCAGCUGGUGAAGCCGUGGUACGAUGAGGUCAAAGAUUAUUCUUUUCCAUACCCCCGUGACUGCAACCCUCGAUGCCCUCUUCGAUGCUUCGGGCCCAUGUGUACCCAUUACACACAGAUGGUUUGGGCAACAUCCAACAAGGUUGGCUGUGCUGUUCACACGUGCCACAACAUGAAUGUAUGGGGUUCAGUGUGGAAACGGUCAACGUAUUUAGUUUGCAACUACUCACCCAAGGGUAACUGGAUCGGAGAGGCUCCCUACAAAGUAGGAGUACCCUGCUCCGCCUGCCCCCCCAGCUAUGGGGGCUCCUGCAGCAACAACAUGUGCUUUCCCGCUCUCAAGACAAACUACCUGCACUGGUUCAAAUAAACACAGGUUUCCUCUCGACAUAAGCUGACGACAUACAGUACCACAGAGACAUCAUAUUAAUCCCGUAAGGAUGUGCACAAAAGUCUUGGACCACACUAUUUUGUAUAUAUGGGCUUAUUUAAAGACACAAACAUACAUUUGAAGGCAGCAGACGAUUUUGAUGACUUGUACAUAAACUGUAAAUGAAUGUUUUACAUAGUUAUUUUCUAAUUGUAUGAAAUAUAAUUUAUGUGUAGAAUGGGUCCUUAAACACAGACUAUACUAUAAGGUGCUGCUGCAUAUUUCACUGUUUGUUUACCAUUGAUAAUGUGGUAAUUAUGGACAUAACAAGAUCAUAGCUGCUCAUACCUGCUCACUUUGGUGCUAUGGGCAUCACACCUUCAUGUUGUGUGCUCUGCCUUCACAGGAAUGUUGUGAUAUGAAGAUCAAAGCUUUUGACCUCAGAGGGUAAAACCUACACUGUCAGUGUCAACUUUGUAGCUGCUGUCGGUACAACAAACGUCAUACUCGACUCUAUUGCAAUUUCCAUUUUUGUCCUGCAACAAAUUGUUGCAGAAAAGUGCACUUACUGUUAACUUAAAGUAUAUGACAAAAGGAAUAUGCACCAGUCAGAUUAGGAGGUCUUUAUUUGAAGGUGUUGGCAUAGAUGAUGCUUCUAUUUGUCCGAACAGUUUACAUCUGUGCAGAUUGGUUUUGUUACAUUACAAAUAUUUCACAGGUUUCAUACAUUAUUAUUCAUACAAUAAUAUUCAUGGGAAAAUAUUUAAUUGAUGUCAAUUUUGUAUUGUUUGUAAAAGGAUUGUAAAUAUGUCUGAAAAAAGUACUGAAUAUGGUUCAUUUGCAUAUCAGCGUUCAUAAUGUUGAAGGAAAUUUGCUAAAAUUAGUAACUUAGUACAUUUCUAUGAACUAAGCACUAGCGUUGUAUUGAUCAGAGAAUGCCUCAACACUUUUAACUUUGGCAAAUUAAUCAGAAUCCCUUUUUUAAUCGGUAUAGUUUCUGAGAAGGACACGAUCUAUACUUAAGUGGGAGAUAAUGCGUAACCAAAUGGGAACAUUUACCGCACUGAUUGUAUUUAAAUCAAUAACAAGCUAUUUAUGCAAUGAACUGAGCGCUUCCUGUUACUUGUAUUUGUAAUAAAAUUGUGUAUUUUAA